AUGGCCGCCAGCCCCGUCUCCCUCCUGGAGCUGGCCGACCUGGCCAUCGGCACCCCCGAGGUGGGCGCCGUCAACUUCACCGCCCUCCACUCACUCAUCGUGGCCAUGCUCAAAAGCCUCAACCUCCACGAGACCCAGAUCGACUUCCAGUCCCAGGCCGCGGAGCAGCUCCGGUACCACGGGACCCCCCGGCCCUCCGCCAGCGCUCCGCAGCUGUCCGCGUCCAAGGAGAGGCGGAGGAGUGUGAGCAGGCCGUCCCCCCAGGGGCUGGAGCGCCAGGUGGAGGAGCUGGGGGGGCAGGUCCAGGGCCUGCACAAGCAGCUCAAGACCGUGGAGGCCCAGGUGGAGGGCGUGGUCUGGCACGUGCAAAACCUCACCGCUGCUGGGCUGGGGCCCGACCUCCGGGAGUGGCUGGGGGAGAGGACAGUGACCCCCACCCAGGGGCCCGAGAAGGCAAUGACCACCCUGGCGCCCCAGAAGAAGCUGGCGCCCGAGGGGGUGUCCAAGAAGAAGCUGGAGAAGAAGCCAAUGACCAUGCCGGUGCCCAAGAGGACGUCAGUGACCUCAGAGCCUUCUGAGAAGCCGGAGACCUCACUGAUGUCGGAGAAGUCGGAGACCUCACUGAUGUCCGAGAAGUCGGUGACCUCACUGAUGUCCGAGAAGUCGGUGACCUCACUGAUGUCCAAGACGUCACAAAGCGGGACAUUGAGAGCCAUGAAGGACGGUGAAAAGGCCGAAGUCAGCAUCACCCAGGCCAUGGGGCUGCUGCAGGACGUCAUGCAGGAGGUACAGCUCCUGAAGGAAGCCCACCAAAAGGAGCAGGAGCUCUCGGAGCUGAAGCCCCAGUCUGAACUCUUCUUCCAGAAGGAUCUUGAGAAGCGCGUCGAGCUACUGGAGAAGCAGAACCAAGAACGGGAGAGCUUCAUGAACCAAGUGGACCGGAAGUUGAGUCUGAUUCCUAUUGGAGAGGACGUCACCAUGGUCACUUGGGAAGAGCUGGAACAGGCCAUCACUGACGGCUGGAAGGCUUCUCAAGUGACCUCAGAGACAUCAACAAUAUCUCCUAAGCGCAAAGGACAAGGUCCCUUGAUAUCAGCUGAUACAAGUCAAAGUGGAGUCUACACCAAGCAUCCGAGCACCGAUUCUACUGGUGGUUCUGCCCCAGCUAAGACCUUAUCAGGAUCCAGUACCACAGGAUACCCUUUUGAGAGGGUUUCUAGCAGGGAUCGUUCCAGAGCUCCCUCUGCAGUCGGGCUUCCUGCUAGAGAACAGCACUCGAGGGCCCGUGAUGAAGCCGGCACGCCAAGACCCCAUCACCCCUCUGCAUCCCACUUCAGAACAGAGCUAGAUCGUCUCAGGAGUCGCGAUCAGUACAGUACUUCACACCCAAGAAGGGAUGAACGAGAGGCACACCCUGGCCCAGCCCAACAGGACCCAGCCUUGCCCAGAGAUCAGCUUGACCAGCGCAGCUUGGUGCCCCCUGGCGUGGUCCAGCGUGGCUUGGUGCCGCCUGGCACGGUCCAGCGUGGCUUGGUGCCGCCUGGUGCGGUCCAGCAGGGCUUGGUGCCGCCUGGGCCAGACCAGCGCAGCUUGGUGCCCCCUGGCGUGGUCCAGCGUGGCUUGGUGCCGCCUGGCGCGGUCCAGCGGGGCUUGGUGCCCCCUGGCGCGGUCCAGCGGGGCUUGGUGCCCCCUGGUGCGGUCCAGCGGGGCUUGGUGCCCCCUGGCGCGGUCCAGCGGGGCUUGGUGCCGCCUGGCGCGGUCCAGCAUGGCUUGCUGCCACCUGGCAUGGACCAGCAUGGCUUGGUCCAGCCUGGUGCAGACCAGCUUGGCUUUGUUCAGCCUGAGGCAGACCAGUAUAGCUUGGUCCAGCCUGGCUUGGUCCAGCCUGGCAUGGACCAGCAUGGUUUGGUCCAGCCUGGCGCAGACCAGCGUGGCUUGGUCCAGCCUGGUGCAGACCGGUAUAGGUUAGUGCAGCCUGGGGCAGAGCAGCCUGGCUUGGUGCAGCCUGGUGCAGACCAGCAUGGCUUGGUCCAGCCUGGGGCAGGCCAGUAUAGCUUGAUCCAGCCUGGCGCAGACCAGCGUGGCUUGGUCCAGCCUGGCACAGACCAGCGUGGCUUGGUCCAGCCUGGGGCAGGCCAGUAUAGGUUAGUGCAGCCUGGCACAGAGCAGCCUGGCUUGGUGCAGCCUGGCGCAGACCAGCGUGGCUUAGUCCAACCUGGUUUGGUGGGGCCUGGACCAGACCAGCAUGAUUUGGUUCAACCUGGUGCAGAUCAACGUAGAUUGGUGCCACCUGGCACAGACCAGCAUGGCUUGGUCCAGCCUGGGGCAGAGCAGCGUGGCUUGGUCCAGCCUGGCACAGACCAGCGUGGUUUAGUCCAGCCUGGGGCAGACCAGUAUAGCUUGGUGCAGCUUGGUGCAGAUCAGAGUGGCUUGGUCCAGCCUGGUGUGGUGCAGCCUGGCACAGACCAGCGUGAUUUGGUGCAGCCUGGUGCAGAUCAACGUAGAGUAGAGCCACCUGGUGCAGACCAGCAUGGCUUGGUCCAGCCUGGUGUGGUGCAGCCCGGCACAGACCAGCGUGAUUUGGUGCAGCCUGGUGCAGAUCAACGUAAACUGUUGCCGCCUGGCACAGAUCAGCGUGGUUUUGUGCAGCCUGGUGCAGUCCAGCAUGGCUUGGUGCAGCCUAGUGCAGACCAGCAUGGUGUGGCUCAGCCUGGUUUAAUUCAGCAUGGUUUGGUGCAGCCUAAUGCAUAUCCACAUGGUUGGAUGCAACCUGGUGCGUAUCCACCCAGUUCAGUGCAGCCUGGCACAUAUCCACUUGGUCUGGUCCCACCUGGUGUAGGUCAGCAUGCUUUGGUACAACCUGUCGCAGACCAGCGUGGCUUGGUGCAACAUGGUGCAGACCAGCAUGAUCUGGUACAACCUGGUGCAUAUCCACCUAGUUCGGUGCAGCCUGGCGCAGACCAGGGUGGUCUGGUGCAGCCUGGCACAGAUCAGCGUGGUUUUGUGCAACCUGUUGCAUAUCCACCUACUUUGGGGCAACCUGGUGCAUACCCACCUCGUUUUGCACAACUUGGUGCAUAUCCCCCUAGUGUGAUGCCACCUGGUACAGCUCAGCAUGGUCUGGUCCAGCCCGGUGCAGUCCGGCAUGGCUUGGCACAACCUGGUGUAGGCCAGCUUGGUUUAGUGCAACCUGGAAUGGAUCAGCGUAGUUUGGUGCAGUCUGGUGCAGACCAGUAUGGCUUGGUCCAGCCUGGCAUGGAUCAACAUGGCUUGAUCCAACCUGGUGCAGAUCAACGUGGCUUAGUUCAACCUGAUGCAGUCCAGCGUGGCUUGAUGCAGCCUGGUGCAGACCAGAGUAGUUUGGUCCAACCUGGUACAGACCAGCGUGGCUUAGUGCAGCCUGGUGCAGACCAGCAUGGUUUGGGGCAGCGUGAUGUAGACCAGCGUGGUUUGGUGCAGCCUGGUGCAGACCAAAGUGGUUUGGUCCAACCUGGAGCAGACCAGCAUCAACAGUAUUCGUUUUUACCUGAUCAGAGUGAUCAUGCGUAUCCUGGCCCAAUGUAUCCUGGCUCUCGUGGCCCAGGAUACCCGGGUGCAGAUGGGCAUGGCCAGAUCAACAUGGCAGGUGCCUCAUACCAACCUGGGACUCACCCAGACCAGGAUACAACCUUUAUCAAGAGGAUAGCCUCUCCUAGUGUUCUUUACCAACGCUCACUUGAGAGUGUUGAAGAUUCCGGUGAGCAACAAGAUUCACUGGAGAAAUUGGCUCCCAGCUUCCCCAUGGCAGUGGAGACAUUUCGUCUGAUGGGAGAGCUCAUUGGCCUCUACACAGAGCUAAAGGAACAUAUAACUGAUUUGGAGGAAGAGAAAGCUGGCCUAACAGAUUUGGAGAAGAUACAGUACAUGAUUGCAGUGAUGGUUAAAAAGAGCAUACCCCCUGACUUCCAGGAACAGAUGAAGACCUUAAAGUCCUUGACCAAAGAAGUCCGGCAAGAAAAAGCAAAAGUGAACAGGAUGCAAAGGAUCCUGGAAGGUGAAGUGAUGCGAGAUGCAGGAAAGGAGAUGAGAGCAGGCCAGCUGGGCUUGCAGCUAGGCGUUCUCAGAGUCACCGUGGCUGACAUUGAGAAGGAGCUGGCCGAGCUGAGGGAGAGCCAAGAGCAGGGCAAGGUCACCAUGGCGAACUCAGUCUCCGAGGCCUCCCUGUACCUGCAGGAUCAGCUGGACAAGCUCAGGACGAUCAUUGAGAGCAUGAUGACCUCCUCUUCCACGCUGCUGUCCUUGAGCAUGGCCCCGCCCAAGGCCCCAGUGACCUUGACUCCCGGCCAGAUUGACCCUGAGGCCACCUGCCCCGCCUGCAGCCUGGACGUGAGCCACCAGGUCAGCACGCUGGUGCAGCGCUAUGAGCACCUCCAGGACAUGGUCAACAACCUGGCCGCCUCCCGGCCGUCCAAGAAAGCCAGGCUCCAGAGCCAGGACGAGGAGCUGCUGGGUCACGUGCAGAGCGCCAUCCUGCAGGUGCAGGGCGACUGUGAGAAGCUCAACAUCACCACCAGCAACCUCAUCAAAGACCACCGGGAGAAGCAGAAGGACAUAGAUGUACUGUACCAGGGUCUAGAGAGGUUGGACAAGGAAAAAGCCAACAGGGAACACCUAGAGAUGGAGAUCAAUGUGAAAGCUGACAAGAGUGCCCUGGCAGGCAAAGUGAGCCGCGUCCAGUUUGACACGACCACAGAGCAACUGAACUACAUGAUGCAGGAGCUGUUGGCCAAGAUCAGCGGGCAGGAGCAGGACUGGCAGAAGAUGGUGGACAAGCUUCUACUUGAGAUGGACAGCAAGCUGGACCGGCUGGAGCUGGACCCAGUGAAGCAGCUGCUGGAGGAACGCUGGAAAUCACUGCGGCAACAGCUCAAAGAGCGCUCUCCACUGUACCAGGCGGACGAGGCAGCCAUCAUGAGGAGGCAGCUUUUGGUGCACUUCCACUGCCUCUCGUGUGACCGCCCCUUGGAGACACCUGUGACCGGACAAAUCACCCCCGUGACACCAGUCAGUCCCUGCCUGCCCAAGCACCGGUCCAUCCGGCCCUACACCAUCUUUGAGCUGGAGCAGGUCCGGCAGCAGAGCCGCAACCUGAAGGUGGGCAGUGCCUUCCCCCGCGGCGACCUGGGCCAGUUGGAGCGGAGCGUGGGGCGCCUGCGCACCAUCCACUCCAGGAUGUUGAUGGACAUCGAGAAGGUGCAGCUGCACUUCGGCGGCUCCGUCAAGGCCAGCAGCCAGAUGAUCCGCGAGCUGCUGCAGGCCCAGUGUCUCACCUCCCCCUGCUACAAGCGGGUGCCAGACAUGCCCGACUACACUUACUCGUCGGUGCCGCGGAGCUGUGGAGGCAGCCACACCCUCACCUACCCCUACCGCCGCAACCGCCUGCAGCACCUGCCGCAGGGCCUGUACCCCUCCGAGGAGAUCCAGAUCGCCAUGAAGCAUGACGAGGUGGACAUCUUGGGUCUGGAUGGACAUAUUUACAAAGGACGGAUGGAUACAAGGCUGCCGGGCAUCCUGACCAAAGAAACCCAAGGAUUGACAAAACACAAGUCCAAGCAGUCCCGGCUCCACGUGCAACGGCAGCAGCCCAUGGGUGACAAGGGCCAGGUGCCCUCGCGGCCUCAGAGUGCUCAGAUGACGGUUGGCAACAACCCAGCCCCUUCCCGUCAGCAGAAAGACAGGCCUGUCUCCUCCGAGGGCCGCCUCUCCCGGGCGAACUUGGUGCACCCGCCCAGCCCCACUGCGAUGGAACACCUGCCGGCGGGCAGCCCUGUGGGCCUAGGGCUGCGCGUGGAUGUGCCUCCUCAGGAGGGGGUCGAAGAGCCCACCCGGGGGCCGCGGUCCACCACUGCUCACUGA
Molecule: messenger RNA, 5895 nt
Organism: Orycteropus afer afer
Lineage: Eukaryota; Metazoa; Chordata; Mammalia; Tubulidentata; Orycteropodidae
Gene: QRICH2
Product: glutamine rich 2
Exons: 22
Coding region: 1-5895 (1964 amino acids)
Source: RefSeq, a predicted model, not a curated record